Messenger RNA from Thermothelomyces thermophilus ATCC 42464, 2039 nucleotides. RefSeq lists its product as uncharacterized. Gene Ontology annotation, molecular function: histone H3K56 acetyltransferase activity. The transcript has a single exon. The record is from RefSeq and is a predicted model, not a curated record. Gene Ontology annotation, cellular component: nucleus. Lineage: Eukaryota; Fungi; Ascomycota; Sordariomycetes; Sordariales; Chaetomiaceae. Gene Ontology annotation, biological process: DNA damage response. Bases 83 to 1846 code for a protein of 587 amino acids.
CGUCACAGCGCGUCUCCAUGAUAACCAGCCGCGCUGGUUGUGCAUGCUGCCUCGCAUUCGAUCAUCGUGAAUUUUUUCUACUAUGGCCGCGGCCCCGAAACGUUCCGCGAGCAGCACGGGCGCUGCUGGCGCGGGCUCCCUGCGCGAAAGGCUCGCAGCAGUGCUCCCCCAAGGCCACAAAUUCGACAUUCACCACAUAUCGACUCCCCCCACACGUGCAGAGCCGCUCUGCGCGGCCCCGCCCGGCCAACGACCAGAAAAGACGUACAAGGAGAGCCACUUCCUUGCCGUAUCAAUAUGUUCUCGGGACAUUGCAGUCGCGUCCUCUAAGCGGCCCUCUCCAGACGCGAACCGAGGCAAGGAGCAGACAGAAACCAGGAAGCAGGCAUUGGUCUUCGCUCUCGAGGUCUUCAUCUUCACCACCGCAUAUCAGACCAUUCUCUUCGUGUCCAAGGCCGACUCGACUGGCUAUCUCCAUCUCCUCGACCUUCCUGAAGGCGCUCCUUCUCCGAUCCGCCAAGUAUGUGCCACGUUUCUCGCAUACCUCCUCGACCACCGGCGGCGCAGCCACGUACAGUCUGUCGUCAACCUGUUCGCUCGAGCGCAGGCGCAGUAUCUCUUUCCCGGGAGCGUCCGAAACAAAGGAAAGCAUGUCUUGGAUGACCGGGGUCUCGUCCGUUGGUGGUGCAAGGUCCUAAACCCGCUCAUGGAGGGUUUGAGCAAUGGGCCUUGGACCAGCACCAGGGGCUAUUUGCUUGUUCCUGGACUGGAGCACUUGGAAACACGAGCCUUCAUCCCGCGAACCACGGCGAGCUCAAGUAACUGGGUGAUUGGUCACCCCCUGGAACAGAUUUCACACUACAGUCGCGAGCUUGAUCGCGUUCCACCACGGUGUCUCAUCCCUGGCUAUCCGGACGAUCCCAAAUCCCGAUUCCGCGACGAGCUGGACGAGGAGGUAUCCAAACAGAAAAAGGAGAUUGGCGAGUGGAGAAGCGUCAAGUCCUUGGACCAGUUCUGGGAGAUGAUGUCGUUCCGUCAGGAAUGCUCCAGCGGGAGAUUGACCGGGUUCAUUUGGUUGGUCUUCGAUCCAAUCCAACCGUCGUCGCCGCUGCCGAACUCUCAUAAGACUACCCCUACAACGGCUGACCUCACAACCACUAAUAACGGCUCUUCUGAUUCUUCGCCAUCACACGCGGUGUCCACAACACCGCCGCGGCAGGAAGUCGAGGUGUCCUCCAACACGCCGCAACCGAGUUCACUCAGGGCGCCAGCGCCUCCAACUGCGCCCGAUUCGCGAUCGUCCAAGGCGGUGAAGAGAAAGACUAAAAGACGGCUUUCUGGCCCAGUUGUUCCGCGCGCACCCAAGGUAAAGACACAAGUGCGCAGUUCCCUCGCCUCCCGUCCGACGAGAACCGCCUAUUAUUACUGGCCACCUGAAGCCCGCGGGGAUAAGCUGGUGAGAGAGGCAGAGUACAAACGCAUCGUCGAGCUGCUUCUUCACUUAGAUUUUUCAACGCUCGACAAAGCUGUCGGAAGCACUCGGCGAUGGCUUAACGAGGUUGGCAUCGGAGAUGGUGCGGAAGGGGACAUUGUAGGUAAAGCGAGCAUCGCAACUCCGCCACAAGUCAGGGGAGCCGCUUUCGAUACCGUCAGCGGCACCGUGACCAACCUGACUGGGUUGGUCAGAAGGAAGAACGUGUCAACAUCUGUGGAAGCAGAUGCUGGCCGAUCAUCGGCCCCCACCACAGGAGAACCGACCGGGCCUGCGUUCGAGCCCGCUCCAAAGGUGAAUGUUCUUGGCUCCAGCCUAGUGCGGAAAAGGAAAAAGGGGACAGGGGACCACUGAGUCUGGUGCCACUUUCUGGUCGAUCAAUCUGCCAUGUUUCCUGGAAGACGCUCAGGCGGCUUGGGCGGCGAUCCUGCCGGGAGCUGAAUAACUGUUACGGUCCCCUCUUGUCCGGUGGGUGGUGUAACUCUGCUGCGGCGCUUAUUUGACGAUCAUUCUGGGUGUUAACCCUCCGUGGAGCCAUAUACCACGC